Molecule: messenger RNA, 1716 nt
Organism: Varanus komodoensis (Komodo dragon)
Lineage: Eukaryota; Metazoa; Chordata; Lepidosauria; Squamata; Varanidae
Product: zinc finger protein 689-like
Exons: 3
Coding region: 232-912 (226 amino acids)
Biological process (GO): regulation of transcription by RNA polymerase II
Molecular function (GO): DNA-binding transcription factor activity; RNA polymerase II cis-regulatory region sequence-specific DNA binding
Source: RefSeq, a predicted model, not a curated record
GUCUGAAGUACCCAAGCAUGUGGAAGCUGGGAGCACUGAGGACAUUGGCUUUGAGGAGGAGGAUGGGACUUCGACCGGUGAGCAAAGUAUAGCGAGCAGUGAGGGAGGACUGGCACGUUGAGUCUGGGGGUGGGGGAUGCUUGAGUUCCCCUUCCGCCCGCCAACAGCCCUACACGGUCAGAAGGGAGUCAUCCGAAAGAGCUGUUCCAAUCUGACCUGAUUUGUGCUUAGAUGGGAGACUUACAAGGUCUCUCCACCAUGCAAGAAGAAGAGGAUGAAUCUGAAGCCACUUCAGUAUCUUCUGGAGACAGCAGCCCCUCAACCCCAGCUGCCAAUGGUUAUCCAGGCCCACGGAGCAAAGAGCCACAGGCUACUGCUGAGGAGCUGUUAGAUGACAGCGGAGAGGCCGGGCAGGAUCAGCUGAGCUCUUCGCAGGCCCCAAGCCCUGAGUGGCAUGAAUGUCCCGAGUGCGGGCGUGGUUUUGGCACUUCACGGGCUCUGAAGGUGCACCGUAGCUACCACGUGGGGCGCAAGCGACCACACAGCGGUUCCUCUUCAUCCAAGCCACCGCCACCUCUGAUCUUGCCCGGUAACUCUGAAAGCCAGGAAGGGCGGACAGGCCUGGCUUCUGGCCGGGGCAGAGCUUUCCACUACAUAUGUGCCGAGUGUGGCCUGGGCUUUGCCUCUCCUGCCACGCUGGAGGGUCAUCGCUGCGAACAUGGCUGGCGCCGGAGCCCGCCAGCCCCUCCCCGUAACAGGCCUUCCCCCUCCCCUGCCCUGAGGGAGGCCAAUGGGGAUCAGGACUUAGAUGGGGCUGAUGGACCAUACCAUUGCACCGAGUGCCCAGGGGAGUUUGGCUUGGUGUCGGAACUUCACGAGCACUACAUGCUCCAUGCUCGCGGAGAGCUGUAGAUCAUUCUCUGUCCCUUCCCCUUUUUCUCCCUCCCCAGUGUAAUAAGUGGCAUCUGCCAAGGGAUCUGUCCAGCCAGGAUUCUGAGAAGUGAAACCUCCAUCCUUUUCUUUAGUUCCUUAUUUUAGUUUCUUUCUAUAUUUCUAAAAUAAAUUUAGCUUGGAGGUGGGGAGGGGAGGCACAACUGGUCAGAGCCAUCCCUUUGGUAUGUCCUGCCUCCCCAGAGAGGGGGCAGCAUUUAUGGAAGUCCCCCUGCCUGCCUGCUUGCCUGCAGGGUGUCGGGGGGACAGGUGCCACCUUCCCCCUGCACUUAAGAGAAAGAUGCUCUGGAUCUAGCACCUGUAGGUCCUUGGCGAUCAUUCCGCAAAGGGAGCCCAUGUCAAGGGCCUUUGCAAUGGAAGCACUAGCAGUAUUGGGCUUGUAGCUCAAGUUCAGUUGAACUGUGGGAGAUGUACUCCAGGCCUGUCCCAGGGUUGUGGGUUAAAGAGGAAGGGAUGGACUGGAACCGCUUGUCCUGUUGCGAGGUCCUGCAGCCCAGUGCCCACCCUCUUCCUACUAGACAGCUCCCUCUGCAACGGGAUGCCCAUUGUUGUCGUCAUCUUGCCUGGCACCCGGGCCAGACUGGGCUGAACUGAAGCUGUAUUCUAUUUGUGUGUGCGCGUGCGUGUGUGUGUGCGCGUGUGUUUGGCUUCUAAGAGAGUGGCUUCUAGAGAUGGCACCCAAUCAGCAUAAAUCAUGAAUAUUAACAAUCUCUCUUCACAGUAGCUGGGAGAUCUGGUUUAAUAAAAGUGAUUCUGUAUGUGUGA